AUGGCCGUACAUAGACAACGACGUGCAACUCUCGGAGCAUCUUCUUCACGUCGUCCUAAUUCUCAACCUCGUAUGUUCAUCCAACGCAAUCCAUUGGAAGGUCAUGAACGCCUUUGGAAGGAUUACUUUGCUCAACUGCCAAUAUAUCUGCCAAACGUUUUUAGGAGGCGAUUUCGAAUGAAUCGUGAUCUUUUUUUACGUAUACAUUCUGCAGUUGUCACUCAUGAUGAUUAUUUUGUCCAAAAGAAAGAUGUCAGUAGUAGGCUUGGAUUGUCUUCCCUUCAAAAGAUGACUGCGGCAAUUAGGAUGCUCGAAUAUGGGGUAACAACAGAUCUUAUGGAUGAGUAUGUAAGAAUUGGAGAAAGUACUGCACGGUUGAGUAUGAAGAAAUUUGUAAAGGCGAUUGUGUCAAUCUUGAGGUCUCCAACCAGCAAUGUUAUAGCAAGGUUACUAGAAGUUGGACAAAGGUGUGGAUUUCCAGGAAUGUUGGGUAGCAUUGAUUGCAUGCACUGA
Molecule: messenger RNA, 513 nt
Organism: Carya illinoinensis
Lineage: Eukaryota; Viridiplantae; Streptophyta; Magnoliopsida; Fagales; Juglandaceae
Exons: 1
Coding region: 1-513 (170 amino acids)
Source: RefSeq, a predicted model, not a curated record